Messenger RNA from Cheilinus undulatus (humphead wrasse), 2409 nucleotides. It is a transcript of the gene pax8, whose product is annotated as paired box 8. The transcript is spliced from 12 exons. Lineage: Eukaryota; Metazoa; Chordata; Actinopteri; Labriformes; Labridae. The record is from RefSeq and is a predicted model, not a curated record. Bases 279 to 1670 code for a protein of 463 amino acids. Gene Ontology annotation, molecular function: DNA-binding transcription factor activity, RNA polymerase II-specific; RNA polymerase II cis-regulatory region sequence-specific DNA binding. Gene Ontology annotation, biological process: anatomical structure development; regulation of transcription by RNA polymerase II.
AACACGUUAAACAGCCCAGCCUCCUUCAGCUCUGAGCCGACACAGACACCGUAUCACACCGCCGGAGUGAGCCGUCAUUUGGAUAAUAUCACCAUUUAUCUGCUAGAGGACGGAGUUUAUUACGAGCUGCGUUGUUUAAAGCGUGCGCUCGACAGUGCGUUGAGGAGCACACUCAUGCCAGACGAGGCGGGCCGGGUGGUAAGAACACUUUAAACUGGGACAGCGUGGAGGAGAGCAUCACGUUCAGCUGGUGGAGCAGAGAGCAGAGACUCAGGGAAAUGUCUGGCAGCAGUGGGAGAGGUCAUGGGGGUCUUAACCAACUAGGUGGAAUGUUUGUUAAUGGCCGCCCGCUUCCGGAGGUGAUCCGGCAACGCAUCGUGGACAUGGCACACCAAGGGGUCCGGCCCUGUGACAUCUCCCGGCAGCUCCGAGUCAGCCAUGGCUGCGUCAGCAAGAUCCUGGGACGUUACUACGAGACGGGCAGCAUCAAACCAGGCGUGAUCGGCGGCUCCAAACCCAAAGUGGCCACCCCGAAGGUUGUGGAUAAAAUCGCAGAGUACAAAAGGCAGAACCCCACUAUGUUCGCCUGGGAGAUCAGAGACAGGCUGCUGGCGGAGGGAGUGUGUGACAGCGACACGGUGCCUAGCGUGAGCUCCAUUAACAGAAUAAUUCGAACAAAGGUCCAGCAGCCAUUCAAUCUGCCUAUGGACGGAAAAGGCCUGAGUCCGGGACAAACCUUGAUCCCCAGUUCAGCAGUCACUCCUCCUGAAUCUCCACACUCAGACUCCUUGGGCUCCACCUACUCCAUCAGUGGCUUGUUAGGGAUUCCCCAACCCAGCGCCGAGGGCAAGAGGAGCCACGAUGACAGUGACCAGGAGAGUUGUCGGCACAGCGUAGACUCUCAGGGCAGUGGUGGCAUCCCAAGGAAACAGAUGAGAGUGGAUCACUUCUCGGCAGCCACACAACAUCUGGACUGUGGGUUCGAUCGUCACCAUUAUCCAGCGGACUCGUUCAGCUCCACAUCCGGAAGCAAAACAGAGCAGACUUUGUACCCGCUCUCCCUCAUCAAUGGCAGCCUAGAAGAAGCCAAGACAAGCCUUUCAACAUCCUCGUCUGCCAUUGGACGAAAUCUGACGGCACAUCAGAGCUACACAAUGGUGACAGAGCCCCUCCAGUCGCUGCCGCUCUGCCUAAAACAGGAAAUGUCCCCGGAAGUGACAAGCACAAGCCCCUCCCCAAACAUGGCAUCAUCCAACCUGGCAUUCGUAGAGCUGCAGGCGCUGCAGAAGCCUGUUUCUGUCAGCAGCAGCAGCUGCAGCAACUCCAACCAUUUCCCCAAUGCCUUCAACUCAUUCUCCCAUCAUGCACCUGUGUACGGGCAGUUCAGCAGUCAGCCUAUCAUCUCAGGGCGUGACAUGGUGAGCUCCACCCUGCCAGGUUACCCACCUCACAUCCCCUCCCCCGCUCAGACAGGUUACACCUCCUCGGCCAUCACGGGCAUGGUAGCAGCAGGUGCAGAGUACUCGGGUCAGACGUACAGCCACACACCGUACACCACGUACAGCGACGCCUGGAGGUUCACCAACUCCUCCAUACUGGGUUCACCCUAUUACUACAGCUCGGCCUCCCGCACCGCUCCUCCGUCUGCAGCCGCCUACGACCACCUCUAGUCCCCCUGACCUGAUGGACCCAAACUGGAGACUAUACAUCAGCUGAUUGAGGACCAAGGCAUGAAACUGGCUCUGCUGAUGAACCAGCGAAAUAUUCUCACCUCCUCCUCUGUUAUUUAUUUGUUGCUACUGACUCAUGCACGUUUACAAACUCCUAACACCUCCCAGGGCCACAUCAAGGUGCAUACUCUCCAACUUUAGAGCUCUUUAAUGCUGUUUUUGGCCAAAGACUUCCUUUCUGCAACAUGACAACACCGAUGCACAGAUAUGCAACCUCUUUAUACAGAACUAUGCCUGCUUUUUGUUUACAAUGCUCUUUAUUGUCCUAUCAUUUCAAUUAAUUCUUUUUUACUGGUUUCUGCUUACAUUUUACCAUAGAUUUAGAUUCUCAGAUCUUCCAAGUAGUAAAACACUUUAAUUCACAACUUCAACAGAAUCCCCCAUUCGGAAAUAAUUAAUGUUUUUGUCCAGCAAUAUGUACAUAAUGUAAAUGAUGAAUGACCUACGAGGAAGUGAUGCAAUUUUCUCUCAGAGAAUGAAUGAUGAUGGUGAUUUGGCUGCAACAAAAGCUUGAAAUACUGUUUGGUUUUGCGUCAGAUAAAUUGAGUUUGCUGUCAUGCUGAUGUUCUGAUGUUUGGUAAGAACUGUGACUAUUUUUUCUUAUACUGGUAUUAAUAUUAUUGCAGAUGUAAAUAAGGAAUUUCUAAAGAAUUAUUUUAAUUAAAGCAUGGCAAAUUUA